AUGGGGGGACAUACGGAUUUAUCUGAUUGUAUAAUUCAAGUAAACAAAGAUAACAAUGCAAUAAAGGGAUCAUUGAACUUCGUUCCCAUCAAAAUACAUAUGAAUGAUAAAACUAAGGAGUUUUCUAACAAUUUCAUAGUAACUAACACCCCGAUACAAUUGGGCAAUAAUAAACAAUGGAAUAGAUUAGAGACGUUUUUGAGAGGAGCCAAACUCAUAGGUACAGAUAUUAGUUUGCAUGACAACGAAACUUUGAUAUUAAGUCAGAGAGAAAUUCAAGACAAUGAUUCUUUAAGUACUACGUGUGAUCCAAAACAAAUAUACGUAGUAGAUUCAACGAUAGAUAAAAUGUUGAACUUUGAAAGAGAGGGGAAUGAACAGAGGAUAGAGGAAGAACUUAAUAAAUUCUAUGAAUACAUUCAAUUAAAUAAUUUGCUUCAUAAUAAUGAUAUAUAG
Naumovozyma dairenensis CBS 421 is the source of this 456-nucleotide messenger RNA. RefSeq lists its product as uncharacterized. NCBI's taxonomy places the organism in Eukaryota, Fungi, Ascomycota, Saccharomycetes, Saccharomycetales, Saccharomycetaceae. The record is from RefSeq and is a predicted model, not a curated record. The transcript has a single exon. Gene Ontology annotation, biological process: RNA catabolic process. The coding region runs from base 1 to 456 and encodes 151 amino acids. Gene Ontology annotation, cellular component: ribonuclease H2 complex.